GCGGGCUGUCCGCGCCAUACGUGAUGCUCUCCAAUCUCUGCUGCUAUGAAUCUUAGCCCCAAAGAAUUAGGGCGUCAACCCCUAUAAAUAUGGCGGGAAUUCAAUCAAUUUGAAUUUGCUAACCUAGCCCUAGAGAUUUAGGGCUCUUCAGUGAUGAAGCUCUCGGGGCUCCAGCGUCAGGUCCUCAGUCUUUAUCGGAGCUUCCUCCGCGUCGCCCGCAGUAAGGCGCCGGAGGCGCGGCGCGAGAUGGAGGCGAUCGUGAGCGCCGAGUUCCGAAGGAAUGCGGUAGGCAUCGAGCGCAAGAAUUUCACCCAGAUCGAGUACCUGCUCAACAAGGGCUGCAAGCAGCUGGAAAUGCUCAAGAGCUCGAGCGUCAGCGGCGUUAGCAUCGUCAAGCCCAAGCAAUUUUGCGACUGAGCCCUUUCUCAGCCUUACGAAUCCUUCGACCACCAGAAGCAAUAUUGAGACGAAAGUAUUGGAGCACAACAGUCCAUCACCCACUCUCUUUUCCGUAGACGCCGAUCUACUUAGAAGGUGACAAUGAGCACAUACAUAGCUUGUGCAUUGAUCAUCUCGGCACUAGAGUAGUACUAGAAAACCAGGAACUUUAUGGAGCAUCAGUGGCAGUGGUAGUAGUAGCAGUAGCAGCACUAGCAAAAGGUUUUUCGACAGUUGGCGCAGUAGAAGAAGAUGAACAGGCGCUUGCUUCGCUCGCUACGCACUCUUUGUGUCCACGGCGGCGGUGGUAGUGCAAAGGGUCGUCGGGACCAGAUGGAACGGACCGAAACGGCGAGAUUGGCUGGCCAGGCUGCAGCUCUAGCAACUUCCUGUGAUACAAGGACGGAUGCACAGCGGCUGUAGAUACCAGAAAGAUUUAGAAAACAACAACAGGAUGGAGGGAGAAAGACUUGAGCUUACUCGUCGUUUCAGCUUGAAGCGCCGCGAAAACCAUCAAGAGAGCGAUCGUCGUCGUCUUCCACAUCUUUGCGAAAGAGAAAAAACGCGCAGAAGGACGUGAUGAGGAAAACAAAAAGAG
Molecule: messenger RNA, 1036 nt
Organism: Selaginella moellendorffii
Lineage: Eukaryota; Viridiplantae; Streptophyta; Lycopodiopsida; Selaginellales; Selaginellaceae
Product: succinate dehydrogenase assembly factor 1A, mitochondrial
Exons: 2
Coding region: 154-417 (87 amino acids)
Biological process (GO): mitochondrial respiratory chain complex II assembly
Cellular component (GO): mitochondrion
Source: RefSeq, a predicted model, not a curated record